UCAGGCCGCACCUGUCGGGUCCAGUCAGAGUGUGAACCCACAUAUUUUGGAGUUUACCUGUCAUAUAUUCAUCAAACGAUCUCCAGCCGCGGCGCCAGCUCUAUAGAGAGAGGUAAUAGCCGACGGCACCCCAGGUUGCACAGGGUUCUCGGUCUCAAAAAGGCACGCAGAUUGGAAUAUCUGGCAAUUGACGCUGUGGAUGUGAUCAUUUCACACCGAAAUCAUCCUCGUGUUCCCGUCGCGCCGGCAGACGCUGUUACAGUCCACUUAAUGUUGGGUCUGCAUAUAUAAGUUCCAGUCGUCUAUCACGGUUUAGUAGGUCCCUUCUAUCCUCUAUCUCUCUCUCCCUCUGCUGCAAUGGACGACAUUCGCUUUGUUCUCGAGGCUCCGCAUCUCGUUCAAGGUCAGAAGAAACGUCCACGUUUAGUGACCUCCUGCGAUAAUUGCCGCUUGAAGAAGGUUAAAUGCAUUCAACACACACCCAAUGUCAAAUGCGAAGCAUGUGCAAAUGCACAGAUACCAUGUCGGUUCCGUGACCGUGAACGGUAUUUCGCAGAACGAAGCAGGAUCAUGGCUGGCUCAAACUCCGAUGGUCGCCGUUCCGCUCAGUGCUCUCGGGCUUCGUCAUCGUGGGACAGUCAUACACCCUCUCCUGAGUGCGAAAUUACUCCACCCAUAGUUCCAUGCAAUGCCCGAGUACCUGGAAUUGCUCAACCAGAACCAUACGACAUUCUUCAAGUUUUGGGUCAACCUUCCUCACAGAUGUCAUUAUCCUGCUACCCUCAAGCUAAUACCAGCAGUAGCAGCUAUGCAUCGGACUCAAUCAACAGUCUGAACGGUACACACUGCACGUCUUCGUACCUGGGGAACACCUCGAAUGCGGCGUCACUUUCCACCUACGGCAUCGACUUCUCAAACCCUCAGCAGUCUUCUGAACCCUCGCAAACUCCUCUAUUUGACACUAGGCACCCCGAUCGGCCUCACGCCAACCUUAUGGCCCACUUCAUUCAAGCCUUCUUCGACAAUCUAUCGUCGUACUUCCCCUUUUUGUCAUACGAAAACGCUGUCGAGCGAUUCCUCAAUCAGAGUCUGCCACCGAUGUUGGCGAGUUGCAUUGCUGCUCUGGCCACUCGUUACGUCGACAUUCCUGAAAUAACAUCAAGGGGUGUGACCAAUGUGCAAGCAGCUUACUGUUCUAAUGCUGAGACACUGUUGGCGUCUUUGGUUAACUACCCAGUUAUUGAUACAUUACAUGCAGUCAUACUGCUUGCUUGGACCGAGUACAAACGAAGUCGAACGUCGACCUUCUGUUACUAUGCUCAGGUAUGGGUUUUGAGAUCCCGAAUAUGUCUCCUACUAAGCCGAUAUCACUUGAAGAUGGCUCUACACAUGGCUUGGAGCUUGGGCCUCUCUGACGAGAUGACUAUUCAAUCUGUACAGACUGAAUACCAGCUAAACAUCCUUCAAUCCACUUGGGCAUGUGUCAACCAACUGACUGCGACGGCUGAUCAGAUCAUCAGCGAAACCUCGAAAAGAUACCCAUGAGUCGGAGCGCGGUGUCUGCACCACAUAAGUUUAGUUGUGUUUCCGUUUCACUCUAUCUACCUCUUGUUCUCCGUUAUUGGCUCUUAUGCAUUGUGUUAUUCGUACAGUAGUUGGCUCAUUCUUAAUAUGUUAGAAACAUCUGUUAAGAUGUCAACCAUCUACUGUAAUAUAUAGGGUUUUCGUAGACACUUGCAUAUAUUCUCGCGUAGCAAUUCGCAAGUGUGCACAUCGAUUGCUGCCUGAGGUUUCUCAAUGAGCCAACCCUAUUCCUUGUUUCCAUUCCGUUGCUUCGCGGGAAACCCUACAUAGCCC
Messenger RNA from Somion occarium, 1857 nucleotides. Lineage: Eukaryota; Fungi; Basidiomycota; Agaricomycetes; Polyporales; Cerrenaceae. The record is from the annotation of a GenBank genome assembly.